This is a messenger RNA of Drosophila rhopaloa, 843 nucleotides long. RefSeq names its product accessory gland protein Acp29AB-like. Gene Ontology annotation, molecular function: signaling receptor activity. The transcript has a single exon. Bases 1 to 843 code for a protein of 280 amino acids. NCBI's taxonomy places the organism in Eukaryota, Metazoa, Arthropoda, Insecta, Diptera, Drosophilidae. The record is from RefSeq and is a predicted model, not a curated record.
AUGUUCAGGUCUGCGACCUUUUUUUUGUGCGUAUUUCUUGCACUGGAUCUCCAUGGAUCCUUGACAGGAGCACAGGAUGGGAGGCGCUACGGGUGUCUAUUAACAUACCCUUCAAAUCAGGGUAGGGCAUUCUGCGUUUCUGCACUGCAACCAGUGAUCGAUCACAUUACCAAGGAAAAACAGGAGUCAAAUAUCUGCGAAGUGAAAUUUAAUGAAACCUUAGUGCAAUUAGAUCAGAUAAAACGCCAGUUGAGUGCGACACAGACUCAAUUGGAAAAUCAACAGACAUCCUUUGAGGAAAAUUUGAAGAAUCUUAUUCCGCAGGACCUCGAUGAGAGGUUGAACAGGAUAGAAAGCAAACAGACAGCCCUAUCAAAUCAACUAACGGCUGCAGAAGAAAAAACGGACAACCAAUUAACAACUAUGCAGAAAGCACUAUCCAAAAUGGACAGAAAUAUCGUGCUACAGAAUUUUGAACGGAUAGGCACGAGGCUCUUCUACAUUGAACACAAAUUAAAAGUGAAUUGGAGGACUGCCGAAAAAAUCUGUAUGGAGAUUGGCGGCCAUCUAGCAGCUUUCGAAAAUAAUCAGGAGUAUAACGCUAUUACUGCCAAACUCUCUAAAUCAAACUACUGGUUGGGCAUCAACGAUCUAGAUAGACAGGGCACAUUUAUAUCCUUGGCCUCCGGAAAACGAGCUCCAUAUUUGUGGUGGCGUUCAGAUGAACCCAAGUACAACGAUAGCACUCAACACUGCGCUUACAUAUAUGACGGCCGAAUGAUAGUUUUAUCUUGUGUAAAUGAUGUUAUGCAUUUCAUUUGUCAAGCAGAUGACGAAGUUUAG